This is a messenger RNA of Polyodon spathula (Mississippi paddlefish), 3365 nucleotides long. RefSeq names its product lanosterol 14-alpha demethylase (gene cyp51a1). Gene Ontology annotation, molecular function: oxidoreductase activity, acting on paired donors, with incorporation or reduction of molecular oxygen; iron ion binding; monooxygenase activity. Bases 123 to 1628 code for a protein of 501 amino acids. The transcript has 11 exons. The record is from RefSeq and is a predicted model, not a curated record. NCBI's taxonomy places the organism in Eukaryota, Metazoa, Chordata, Actinopteri, Acipenseriformes, Polyodontidae.
CAACGAGUCUGUUGUCACCGGCUCAUCUGACCGUAAGUUAUAGCGAUACAGGAGUAGCGCGACACGUCCACAUUGUCGUUUUACAGAGGUGCUGAGUAGCCAGCCUGUGAAUUAUAGCAAAGAUGUUACUGACGCUGUUCGAGACUGGCAGUUCUCUCAUAGAUAAUGCAGUGGAAAAAGUCGGUGACAACUUGACAUCUAUGGCCCUUGUGACCACCGCUUUUAUUCUGAGCAUGGGAUAUCUUUCAAAAGCGGUUUACAAACAGUUCCAACCACAUGACAAAGAACUGAAAUACCCACCAUAUAUCCCAUCAAGUAUCCCUUUUCUCGGUCAUGCUAUAGCAUUUGGGAAGAGUCCGAUUGAAUUUCUUGAAAAUGCAUAUGAAAAGUAUGGGCCUGUUUUCAGUUUUACAAUGGUGGGCAAGACUUUUACAUACCUAUUAGGCAGUGAUGCAGCAACAUUGAUUUUCAACAGCAAAAAUGAAGAAUUAAAUGCAGAAGAUGUGUAUUCCCGGCUUACAACACCUGUUUUUGGCAAAGGAGUUGCUUAUGAUGUGCCUAACCCAAUCUUUUUGGAGCAGAAAAAAAUGUUAAAGACGGGAUUGAACAUUUCCCAGUUUAAACAACACAUUCCUAUGAUUGAAGAGGAAACCAAGGACUAUUUGAAACGCUGGGGGGACAGUGGGGAAAAAAACCUAUUCGAGGCCUUGUCUGAGCUCAUCAUUCUGACCGCUAGCCGCUGUUUGCACGGUAAGGAGAUCCGGGGCAUGCUGGAUGAGAAGGUUGCUCAGCUGUAUGCAGACUUGGAUGGAGGCUUUUCUCACGCUGCAUGGCUUCUCCCAGGAUGGCUUCCCCUGCCAAGUUUCAGGCGGAGGGAUAGAGCACACCUGGAAAUCAAAAACAUAUUUUACAAGGUUAUUGAGAAGCGCAGACAGACCGAGGAGAAAGAGGAUGACAUUCUGCAGACUCUAAUAGAUGCUACCUACAAGGACGGGAGGCCCCUGAAUGAUGAUGAGAUUGCUGGAAUGCUGAUUGGGCUGCUGCUGGCUGGACAGCACACCUCCUCCACUACUAGUGCUUGGCUGGGCUUCUUCCUGGCCAAAGACAAGCCUCUGCAGGACAGCUGCUACGCAGAACAGAAAGCAGUGUGUGGAGAAGAGCUGUCACCACUCGAGUUUGACCAGAUUAAGGAGCUAACCUUACUGGAUCGCUGCUUAAAAGAAACAUUAAGACUUCGCCCCCCCAUCAUGACCAUGAUGAGAAUGGCAAGGACUCCUCAAAAGGUCGUAGGUUACACAAUCCCUCCCGGUCACCAGGUGUGUGUGUCUCCUACUGUUAACCACAGACUGCAGGACACCUGGCUCCAGAGAUUGGAGUUCAACCCUGAUCGCUACCUACAUGAGAACCCAGCGGCAGGCGAGAAGUUUGCAUACAUACCAUUUGGGGCUGGUCGCCAUCGUUGUAUUGGUGAGAACUUUGCCUAUGUACAGAUCAAGACAAUUUGGUCCACAAUGCUGCGUUUGUAUGAAUUUGAUCUUGUGGAUGGAUACUUUCCAACAGUAAACUACACAACCAUGAUUCACACUCCAAAUAACCCUAUGAUAAGAUAUAAGAGGCGUGUACACUGACCAGCUCAGUGAAAGGCGGUUGCCAAAUGAAAUGACUCAUUUAUCCACACAUGAAAGGAUUUUUGGUGUACAGGUACACAUAGUGAAAUUAGAAAGUAAUUUUUUUUCAACUAAUAUGUGAUUACUUGAAUGAAUUUGUUUCCGUACAUGUAGUUUGAAAUUUGUCUGGUUGCAGUUCUGUGGCACAUGAAAAUAAUCUUCCAAGAUAAAUCGUUACAUUUGUAUGUUGUUUAAUACGUAUGUAACAUUUAAUAUUUGAUUUAUAUACAUACAGUUUAUAUAGGCAAGUGAAUACUCUAAAUAAAUAAGAUGCCUGCAAAAAUCUCUUGACUGUGAAUCAGCAACUAUAUAUUUACAUUGAAAUUGGUAAUUUCUGUUUUUUUCUGUGUCUUUCGCUUAUGUGAAAUGAGCAUCAAAUCUUUCGUGGAUGCUCUUUUCAUACUGGUGCCAUAACAAAAGCCCAAUUAUGGGAACAGCAGUUCACAAAUACUAGAGAUACAAUUGAAGUGUAGCGUUACGAACCCUUUGGGAAUGGAGGGUAUUCGUAAGUGUGAAAUGUCUAACUCAAUACAAGGAUACAGCACAGUAUAGCAAUACUUGUAUUAUGGCUUGAAAGGCUUUAAAAAUUGUACUAUAAAAGGGGGAAAUGCUAAAUUUAACGUACUAUUCAAAUUGUAACAGUAUCAUAAACAGAGAUUUAAAUGUCCAGGAAAAGCUGGGUUAAUGUAGUUCUUGUUUUUACAUUUUAAACAAAAUGCAUUUGUGCAGCUUGCUCAGUUGUAGAGUCCUUCGCUUUGUAUAAAACUAAAAUGUUCCUAGUAAAAUUUCCUAUACUUGCUUUGAAAUCUGCCUCACAUCUGAUUGGAUACAUUUGUUGUAAUUUUGCAUUUUCCACGACCAGCAUGCCACUUAUGGAGUGCUUUAUCAAAGCCUCAUCAUCUAUGUAUGAUACAUUUGUUUUUACUGCUCUACUGUCUUUCACUUCCUUUUGCACUGUUGGAUGUUUUUUCUUCGCCUGGUAUAAUAUGCUGACAUGAUACUGUUGUCAAGUUAAAACAAAUAUUUUUAGGUUUUCUUUCAAUUGAAAGUGCAAUACAUUUACUUAACAUUUCAAUAGGUCAUUGUUGUGCUUUUUUAAACUGGAUUUUGCUUGCACUGUAGGCAUGGUUGAGCGAUUGCAUACUUCCAGCUCAGACUGGUUAGUCCAUAAGUUUUGUAUUUGUAACUUUCAGGUUCUACUGUUUUAUGACUUAUAUGCCAAAAUCUACUGUAUGUAAACAUGCAUGGCAGGAUGCAUUAGUGUAAGGAAAGAGUUAAUGAACAGAUUAUAAUUACAAAACAAUGAUUCAGGGUGCAAGCUGUGCAACAUGCUGUUAUGUAGACAGUCUGUGCUGCUAGAAUAUUGUAUUGCCUGAGAAAAGGGGCAGUAAAAUGACCAUGACCUGACCUGGUGCAAGCAAAAUAUUGCUAACACCCACAAAUUAGCCUGCAACCAGCUUUGCACUUAAGAGUAUAGAAUAUAAAACAGCAGGGACUUGGAGGUGCAUUUAAGAUCCUCCAUGAACACACGUCAGUGCUGUGUUUGAUGCCUCCCAGAAAAUAGUAACAUAUCAAUGAUUGCUUAAUUUCUGCUAAUAACUAGUGGCCUCACUAUUGUAGCUUGUGAUGAUGAUUAAGCUGUACAAAUGUGACUUUUGAUUAUUGGAAUCAAUAAAGGAAAAAUCCAUUCUGCUUAAA